This is a messenger RNA of Dreissena polymorpha, 2415 nucleotides long. RefSeq lists its product as uncharacterized. The record is from RefSeq and is a predicted model, not a curated record. Bases 112 to 2220 code for a protein of 702 amino acids. The transcript is spliced from 17 exons. Gene Ontology annotation, molecular function: metalloendopeptidase activity; zinc ion binding. Gene Ontology annotation, biological process: proteolysis. NCBI's taxonomy places the organism in Eukaryota, Metazoa, Mollusca, Bivalvia, Myida, Dreissenidae.
AGAAAACUGUUCAAUUUGUAGGAAAAACUUGAGCUAACAAUUUCCGUUUUAAUAAGAAAUGACGUGCAUGGACUGCCUUGAAUAAUGUAGUGUUCUCAUUAUGCUGGGUCAAUGCUAUGGGAUUACUUGAGAAUGUGGAAUGCCGCGCAAUUGAUAGUGUUUGCUCUGGUUUUCGGUCAGGGACAAUCAGCGAUUGACGAUGUGUUCCGACAAGUACAGGAGGAAUAUGACAACACGAUGAAGAGUGUAGCAUCUGGACUAGGCUCAAAUGGUUCAGAUGUAUUGUUGGACGCUCAUUUGCAGUCAGACUGGUGUCGGUAUAGAAUGAAGGGCAGCAACAGAACGCUUGUAAAGCUGCAUUACGAUAUGGUGAUAGACGUCGAGACAUACAAAAAAGCUUUCAGAAAGGACUUCACAGAUGACGUUGAUUCCUGCGAGACACAUAGCGUUGAUGGUCAGGCUGCAAAUCGUCGGAAAAGGAUUGCAUCAGAAAGCGAAGAGAGCCGCUGGCCCCACGAAAUACCGUAUGAGAUAGAAGAAGGAUUUGACGCCCCUGGAAUCAGAACAAUUAAAAAAGCUAUGGAAGACUGGAGCAGAUACACGUGCUUGCACUUCGUAGAAAGGACAGACCAAUACGACUCUAUCAUAUUCAGUCCUGACGAGAUCUGCCUGUCAGAUGUUGGGAGGAUAAUAGGACCCCAAUACAUCUUGCUGAAUCUGCAAAAGUGUAUGACGUUGCCGAUCAUUUUACACGAGAUUGGGCAUGCCAUUGGCCUAUACCAUGAGCACACGAGGGAGGACCGGGACAAUAACGUCACUGUACACUACAAAAACAUUAAAAAGAAAUUUCACAGGCAAUUUGACAAAAUCUACGACGAGUAUCUCGAUUUCACCAAGCCAUAUGACUAUCACAGCAUUAUGCAUUACGGCAAAAAUUUUUUCGCCGACCCACGCAAUGCUACUACGUUGGAACCGACAGACAAAGAUUAUUUGAAUAUUAUUGGUGAAGCAAAACUCCUCAGCUUCCAUGAUGUACAAAUUGUGAACGCCAUGUAUAAGUGUAAAGAGAUGUGUGCUCACGUAGAAUGCCCGACGGGUGCAUUCGUGGGGAAAAACUGCGAAUGCUUCUGCCAAGGACCUCGCGAAAAGCCGGUUCAACGAUGCAUCAACCCGAAAGAUGUCGAUUGUAAGAUUGAGAACUUUGAUGUUCGCAACGUGGAGGUAUUGUUGAACGGCAUCUUGAAAUCGGAUGGUGAGGUUGUCCCAGACGGCAGCUCGGUGCUGGCACGAUGUAAAGGGUCCAAUGAAAAUAUCCCGAUAAAUGAAUCCCAUUCCGUUCUGGAUUGUAAAAAAGGACACUUGAAAGGUCAAAUGCCCAGACAAUGUCCAGGAGCACUAUACGCAUGCCCCAUCGUGCAGUUCGCAACUACGAGUGGCCCCUUUAAUUACGGCUACGAUGUAAAGUGCUUCGAUAAAUACGAAAUGCAGACGCACUUGCAAGCAGCACGCUUUCAGUGUGACUGGAGAGGAGUCUGGAGGUCAUUCGUACCGAGAUGUAUCCCUAAAACAUGCAAAGUUAUCUACGACAAUGCAAAAGUCAAAGUGCAACUAAUGAAUGGAUCAAGUAUAAGUCCAAACUCAAGAAUCAGCAGUGGUCAGAAGAUCUCUAUGUCUUGCACGCAGAAGGGUAACGUUCCUGACCAACUGACGCUGACAUGUGACCACGGUGUAUACAGUGAGACAGGCGAAACAACGCUCCCUGUGUGCAAACUAGUAACGUGUGGGCCACCACCUCUAUCGGGCUCUGUAGUUUACGGGCCAGUGAAUAACAGCUACCUAUUCAAGGACACUGUAGUAAUACAACGUUGCCAGGGUAAACUCUGGUUUCAAGGGGACCAGCGUUUAACGUGCACAGCAGACGGCACUUGGAACGGGACAGCAACAUGCACACCGUACUGUCAAUAUGGCACUGAGAAAUGGGAGGAAAGGCAAAAUAAAGAUCUGAUAAAACAUACAAUCAGAAACAUUACAGUGGAAUCAUACCAGGAGUGCCUUAGAUAUUGCAAAACCUAUGACCGUAUUCUGUGCCGCGCGUUCGCAUACGGAUUCGACCAAGGAAAGCGCAGAUGCCAUGUGACGUAUGCGGACCCAAACCGUCAUAGAGAUAUCAUGCUGGGCGAUAGGCAACUCUGGUCGGUGUGGAUUCGAAACUGCACUUAAUUACAAUAAUUUUGCACUGUGACAUAUACAGUGAUGGAGCAUGAACAUUCAUACUUGUGUAUACCUUUGUACAAGACGCUAUAUUGGUCCGGUUUGAUUAUUGUUUUAUUCAAUUUUCACGUGUAUGUAUCUUUACUAAAUAUUACAAUGUGUGGACUGUUUGUUAUGUAAAUAAAUAAACUCAUAGCUGCUUUA